ACCAACUAAUAUUUUCCUAACACAAUCUCAUCUAUAAAAAGGGUAAGCCUCUAACACAAACUCUGCUUCUGGUUCCUUACUUUCCAUCAGAUUAUUGGUAUUUUGAUUUGUCUUUGUGCAUGCGUUUCAAUGAAAACCCAUGAGUGUAAAUGGUUCACAAAAGCUAAGGCUAUUUUUGGCCAAAUUCAUUGUUAUUUGCUCAUUUGAGAUUCAUGAUCAUAUCCUGUAAUUCUCUGUUCUUCAAUAGGUCUCUUGCCUCAGUUCAUGGUCACUUCAAUAUAGGAUAGAACGAAGAAGAACACAUCAAUUUCCUAUCUCGAAAUCGUUCUGCUAUUCAUUUAUCUUGUGUUCUUUGAUAUGGGUUUUCUUCGGGGAAAGCCGGUUGUUAGGAUCGCAUUUGGAAUUAUGAUAGUCUUGAUCAUACUCUGCGGGAUUUGCACGGCGAAAAGAGUUCCUGCCAAUUUUGUGUUUGGUGAUUCUUUGGUUGAGGUAGGAAACAACAACUACAUUGCUUCUCUAUCUAAAUGCAACUACGUUCCGUUCGGAAUAGAUUUCGGUGGGCGGCCAACGGGACGAUUCACAAAUGGAAGAACCAUAGUAGAUAUUAUAGGACAAGAAAUUGGUUUGGAAGAUUUUACUCCUCCUUAUAUGGCUCCAACAACCACCGGAAAUGUAACUCUGAAGGGUGUGAAUUAUGCUUCUGGUGGAGGUGGAAUCUGUAAUGAAACUGGGAUAAUUUUUGGUGGUAGAUUCAACAUGGAUGAACAAAUAGACUACUUUGCAAACACCAGGCAAGACAUAAUCUCGAGCAUAGGUGGUCCUGCGACAAUGAGGCUGCUAAGAACUGCACUCUUCUCGGUCACAAUGGGCUCAAAUGAUUUCAUCAACAAUUACCUUACGCCUGUUCUCUCAACUCCUGUGCAACAAACGGUUCCUCCAGAGAAGUUUGUGGGCUUCUUAAUCGCAAGAUUUCGGUCACAACUUACGAGACUCUACAAGUUGGGAGCUAGAAAGAUCGUUGUGUCGAAUGUGGGGCCUAUUGGGUGUAUUCCAUAUCAAAGAGAUCUGAAUCCAUCAGCAGGAGAAACCUGUGUUGCGUUGCCAAAUCAUCUAGCCCAGUUGUUCAACGGCAGGCUGAAGAACCUUGUACCAGAGCUUCGCAAAAACCUCAAGCGAUCCGAAUUUCUUUACGCGGAUGUUUAUCGUAUCGUAGACGAUAUCAUUCAAAACUACGAAUCCUAUGGAUUCCAAAAUUCGAAUACAGCUUGUUGUAAGAUCGCCGGCCAGUUCGGGGGUCUGAUACCAUGUGGUCCUCCCUCCGACAUUUGUCCGGACAGAUCCAAGUACGUUUUCUGGGAUCCCUACCAUCCAACUGAUGCUGCCAAUAUAAUCAUAGCUAUGCGCUUGAUGGAUGGUGGUUCUGAUGAUAUUUCGCCGACGAAUAUUCGACAACUUGUUCAAUCUUGAACUGAAGACUAGAUUGAGAUGGCUUCAAAAGAUGGUUUCACGUAGAACUUUAUGAAGUAGUUUUUCCUUCUCUUUUUCUUGAUAAAAUCUUUAAGUUAAUUUCGUGCCUAGUGACUGUGCCGUACCAUGUCAAAAAUAAAUUCGUAAAAACUCCUCCGUAGAAUAGUGGCCAAGAUCGAGUGUCGAUCCUCAGGGAUAGUGAGGCUGAGUUACUAUAAUUUCGAUUAAUUUUUAGAUUAA
Molecule: messenger RNA, 1707 nt
Organism: Rhododendron vialii
Lineage: Eukaryota; Viridiplantae; Streptophyta; Magnoliopsida; Ericales; Ericaceae
Product: GDSL esterase/lipase At4g16230-like
Exons: 5
Coding region: 358-1467 (369 amino acids)
Molecular function (GO): hydrolase activity, acting on ester bonds
Source: RefSeq, a predicted model, not a curated record